Molecule: messenger RNA, 10240 nt
Organism: Paramuricea clavata
Lineage: Eukaryota; Metazoa; Cnidaria; Anthozoa; Malacalcyonacea; Plexauridae
Source: the annotation of a GenBank genome assembly
GUUUUUUGAAGUUAGCGGGCUUCAAAAGAUCCACCAGAAAGAAAAUAAUGGCUAUUCUUUCAUAGUAUUUUUGUGGGAAAAAAGCUUCAAAGUACCUCUAAAUCGCUGGAUAUUAUACUAAAUAUACUUGCCUUGAUGUAUUCAAAGUUUCACACCAGUUAAACAAAGGAUUUUGUCUGGAAUGGUCUUAAAAAGUGGACAAAUUUUUUCACUCCUUGUCAAAAUAUGGUCGGAGACGAAGGGGCAUUCAUUUUAAAACUAUGGACGGAGAUAGCGGUUUAGAUGUGUUAUCAAACGAUGGAAUAUUGGAUAUUAUCCCUCCAAGCGAGUACGACCCGUUUGAGGUAGAGUAAUAUAUUUUUAACUGGAGAAAUAGUAGUUGGCAUAUUUGAUGUUUACUACAAAAAUAUAUGUCCAUAUGUCACGUCAGAUAUAGUUUUAUAAUAAAUCAUUUAUGUACUGUAAAGUUGAUUGUUAAGUCUAUCUGAUAGUAACUUUGUCUGAUGGUAACUAUGAUAGUAUGGCAAUGAUGAAUUUUAUAAUAAUUUUGAGGAGUAAGAAAAAUAAACAGUUUAUAAUUUGUUUUUAAUUUUCAAUUAUUAUAUACAUUAUUUGUUACAUUGCUGCCCAUGUGUCAGGCAAAAAUUUUGAAAGCAAGCCAUUCAAAAUAUUUGCUCGGACUUCGGAGAGUGCAUUUAAAGAGAAUUUAUUCUGAUAAAUAAGUAACAAAUAUCUCAACAGGCAAAACGACAUUUAUUCAAUGUUGAGUCAACGUCGGAAAUGAUCUCCCAGAUGUUGGAUAGACGUUGAAAAAGAAUUGAAAAUGCAAAUUGGAUCAAUGUUACUCUUUUGACGUUGAAACAACAUUGAGAUUAGGUUCCCGAUCUGUCAACCAUAAUUUAACGUUGAAUCCGCGUUGAAACAACAUUGAGAUUACUUCACAAGUUGACAUUGUAUAAUCAACCAUGAAUGAACGUUGAUUUGACGUCUGUUAGCUGCCAUUGAACCAGUGUUUGUAAAACAACAACAUAUUGUUAUUGACAAAUUCGAAACACCUAAAUGGACCUAUUCCUUAUGAACAAAAUUUUGAUCUAGACAGUCUAGACAAAAAUUUCAUCACAGCUUGAAAGAGCAUCACAAAAUUGUUGCGAAAUGUUGUAAAAUGCGGAUAAUAUAGCCUUGCAAAGUUUGCUGUUUUUCAGUCAUUUUGUAUUACGCGCGGGAAAUUGAUACCUUUUUCAGAAAGCAGUAUCAAUUUGUAUCAAUAUUGUAAUACAAAAUGACUGAAAAACGGCAAACUUCGCAGGGCUAUAUUAUCCGCAUUUUACAACAUUUUGCAAUGAAACUUCGGAAUAUUACUAAUUUUGUGAUGCUCUUUCGGCUGUGAUGAAAUUUUUGUCUAAACUUGUCUAGAUCAAAAUUUUGUUCAUUUGGUAAUAGGUCCAUUGUGAAUGAACCUAUUUGCAGCCAUUUGCAGUUGAGCUUGUGGCUUGUAUUUUAAAUGUGCUGUUACAUUGUUUGAAAGUUGCUUGCAAGAGAACAUCCGGUUCGACUGUAAGCGGCACUGUAUUAUUUUACUCUGUCUAACGCCAUGAGAGUUUACUCGUCAAGUGGAGAGUGCUGUCACUCGAUGGGUUAAUGGUAAAUCAAGAUCAAUUUAUAGAAUAAUCUAAUGCCGCUGCAACUUAUAUAAAUGGACUGGCAAAUGAUAAUUUAGAUGGCUGCAGAUUGCUGUGAAAAAUAAAUCUCAGAUAGAGUUUUCAAUCUACAGCUGUCGUCGCUACGUAUACAGGCUGUUCAUGCCUAUAAUGCUACCGACACUGGAACCACACAUUUGAGAUGCCAUUACUAAGAUCAAUAAUAUUUAAUAGAAUCAUGCAAUUUUUUCUGCUCGAAAUAAACUUAUGAAGUGUGAAUUAGUUUGGAUAAUGACUCAUUUUCUUCAAUCUUAUGGCUCAAUCUCUACAAAUAUCUCGACAUCAUUAAAAUUUACUUAUGCGUAAAUAAUUAAUAUGUUAAACCACAAAUGAUUGCAUUUGUCGAGGUUUGAUUUCCCAUUAACAUUGAACAACACUGAUUACUGCUGUUGUCUCAACUGCCUGAAAAAUACACUAAAAACAUUUUGAGCAAAGGCCCUUCAUUAGUACUGGCUAAUAACAACCAUUGAAAUGAAUAUAACUGCAGCGCUACCUCCAACCGGAAAUUUGAAGCCAACUUGAAGGCCAGACCCAGUCUUUUCACGCAUGGGAAGAGCGCUCAAUCAUGAUAUAAUCAUGCGCAUGAUCUUACCUUCAGAUGUGUGUCUGGGCGUAAGAUUUGGCUAAAAGAAAAAGAUAGGCAGUUUUUUUCUGAAGGUAGUGUUCCAGUUAUAUUCAUUUAAAUGGUAACAACUAACCUACCAUACUGAGGAAGAAUAUUUGAGAAUUCCUAAAUAUAACCAAUAAUAACAAAUCGAGGAGGUCCUUCUUCGUUUGGCUACAAAAUUCCCGACGAAAGGCCUCUUCACUAGAAAAACAUCAACUUUCUCCUCAUAUUUUUCAGGUAGCUGCAUCCCUACCAAACAAGGUUUUGAGAAUUCUGCAGUAACAAAAUUAAUGAACAUUGUAUUAAUAAGACAAUUACAAUAUAAAACUAUACAAAUAUCAAUUAAAGUACACACAUAAAAAAAGCACAAGUUGUUACAGGUCUGCAAACAAGUUGUUGCAAAUCUGUUCUCAAGCUGUUGACAAGUUGUGUUCGCACUGCUUGUUCCCAGUUGUUGUAACAAGUUUGAAACAAGCUGUCAACAACUUGUGACAAGCUUGAUGGCAUUAUCAGACUUAUAGCAAAGUUAUUCUAACAAGUCUGAUACAGUCAUGAUAUAACAAGAAUGUUACAAGGUUGACCACACAAGGUUGUAACAGUAUUGUUAUAUCAUGACUGUAUCGGACUUGUUGGAACAACCUUGCAACAAAUCUGAUAAUAUCAACAAGGUUGUUACAAGUUGUUAACAGUUUGUUCCAAACUUUGUUGGCAACUUGAGACAAGCAGUGCAAAGACAACUUGUUCACAACUUGUUGGCAGACUUGCUACAAGAUGUGAGACUUUUGCUUGUGUACAUUUACUGUUUACGAUUUAUGACAUGGGCAGUCACACACUAAUGUCCAAGUGCAUGGCAUGUUUAUAAUUAUCCAAUGUUGUACCAAGCAAGUUCAUGUAAGUGCCUUUAAGGGUUCUUUCAAAGGAGGGGAGCUUGAUGAAAUUGCAUGAGGCUAAUUUUACGGUUCAAAAUAUAUGUGGCUUAUUAUAGCUAGGACACUACCUACAUUGGACCACCAUGUUUGAGAUAGCCUUACUAAACAUUAAUAAUUUCAUAUUUUCAGGCAAAAUUUUGUGCUUCAUUAUUCUGGUUGGUUUUUCAUGCAACUGAAGAUGGUGGACUAGAAGAUGUUCCCAACACGGUCACAAGUCCCAUACAGAGACUUGACAAAGUAUGAAGAAACUCACUUGAAACCUUUGAAGAGAAACUGACAUUGUUUUGCAUACUAAAACAGCAAGGCUUCAAAUAAGUGCCGAUCAAUGAUCGGCAUGAAAUUGUUCGUGAUUGGCGAAAAAGCAGGAUUUUCAAUCAGAAAAGCAGGGAAAGUCACGACUACCAAUCGCCAUGAUCGGGACUGUUAUCUCAAACCCUGGAACAGUAUACUUUAUACUAAAUUCUAGUAAAAAUAGCAUGCAAAACAAUGUCACUUGCUCAGUUGCUCGUCUAAGGUUGACUUUCUCGUCUAAGGUUUGAAGAGCAACAUACCCAAUAUCUUGAUACUUGCUCUGUAUACACAUACCAAAUAUAUUUUAGGUUUUUUCUUAAUUCUUCAUGACCAAAGUUUUAAAGUCAAUCUUAUAUAUUGAAUUCCAUAACAGUUAUGUUAUUUUUGGCAGAUCUAAAUUGGGAAAUUUUUAGUUAAUUUUUUUAGUAUAGCUAUAACACCCUGCCAAACUGGUUAAUUUAUCAGCCUUUGCCCUGGAAUACAUCUCAUAACCUUGAGAGCAUUUUAUUACAAAACCUGCACGUAUAUGAUGUGUUUCUUCACCUAUUUACUCAAACAUUGUUUUCUUAGAAAAAUGGAUUUGUUGUCCAUCCUGAGAUUGUUGAGUUCCUUUGCAAGGGAGAGGUUUAUUGUACUGUAUGUACCAGAAUAUUUCCUGGAAAAGUGAUGCUUGCUGGUCAUUGGUCAGUUAUACAGACUCUGUCUAGAAAUGGUGUAUAUGUUGUGGAUAAUACUGAUGUUGCCGUUACUGAUGCCUCGUUGGAACAGACCAAUCCAUUCAAUCAGGUAUUGGAAAGAUUUAUCUCAAACAUUGGGGUCCCAUAUAGGUGGUAUUCUAUGACACGUUUUGUGCCUGAACUACUAAAAAAUAUUAAAAAGACCUUCACUGCACCUCUAGAGAAAACAGUUUAGAAGUGAUAGAGCGAUCCAGUAUAAACAAAGUUUAUGUUUCCUCCUGUAGUAACACUGGAUUGAUAAGAGAUGAUCCUUACUGGACCUUUAGGAAGAACAGUUUAGAACUGAUAGAGCUAGCCAGUAUAAAUAAAGUUAGUUUAGUUUAGGUUUCCUCCUGUAGUAACACUGGAUCAAUAAGUGAUGAUUCUUACUGGGCCUCUAGGAAGAACAGUUUAGAACUAAUAGAGCUAUCCAGUAUAAAUAAAGUUAGUUUAGUUUAGGUUUUCUCCUGUAGUAACACUGGAUCAAUAAGUGAUGAUUCUUACUGGACCUCUAGGAAGAACAGUUUAGAACUGACAGAGCUAUCCACUAUAAACACAGUUUAGUUUUUCUCCUGUGGGAACACUGGAACAAUAAGAGAUGAUCCGUAAUGAAUCUAUAGGGAGAGGAGUUUAGAACUGGUAGAGAUAUAAAUAAGGAAUUGGUGUACUUUUAUUUUAUAUUUUAUCUGUCACACUAGGAUGCACAUAUCGCUCUGAUGGAUGCAUUGAUGACUGCGUAUUCUUCUCAAGUUGUCAGCAUACAGAGUGUUGUAAAAGCUGUCAGGUAUUUUUUGCACUGUCGUACAAUAAAUUUUUUAAAUGCUUUAAGUUAAGUUCUACAGAAAUGAUGUACAAGAAAAUUAAACUUUAUUUAUCAACUAUCAAACCCAUUAAAGCGCAAGACUCUUCCCUUGACGAGUAAAAUCAUCUGUUCUUAGACAGUGUUAUAAUAAAUUCGGGGAAAUGGUUAAAAUGAAACUACAUGACAACUGCAGCAAUAGAGAAUUUUAAUUAUUUUUUAGACGAUUUUCCACGUUCAGUGCAUCGCGCGAACUACCCUUCGACCUUGAAGAUGCUUUGCUACUUUGGGUGAACAAGACUAACGUCGCUGUGAAUGCUAAAUAUACCCAGCCUACACGAAGUAGCGCAGGAAAACUACUGCGUAACCGCGGGCAAGUGAAGAAAGCGGGUUUGCGUUCAGAGGAGGGGACAGCAACAGUUGUGUUCCCUGUUAUUGAUGAUUUACUGAAAGGAUUGUGUGAUGGUAGAUCAUUGCUUGGUGUUUUGAUGUUUUAUGAACCUAGUGUCAUUAAUAUUGAAGGUAUGGUUAAGUAAUUUGUAUAGUGUUGCAUGAUGUUGGUCUGCUACUGUUUUGGUGUUUGGUAUGGUAUGGUAUGGUAUGGUAUGGUAUGGUAUGGUAUGGUAUGGUAUGGUGUGAUGUAGUGUGGUAUGUAAUGGUUUGGUAUAUAUGGUGUGGUAUAUAUGGUAGACCAUACCGGUCUGAUAUGAUAUAGUAUGGUAUGAUAUAUGAUGUGAAUAUGUGAUGUGGUGCUAUAUGUGGCUUGGUAUAAUUCGGUGUGGUAUGAUAUGACGUGGUGUUCUAUGAUGUGGUUUAGUGGUGUUGUAUAGUCUAGUACAUUUUGGUAGAGUGGUCUAUAAUAUGGACCUAUGGCUAUGGUAGGGUAUUGUAUGGUAUCGUGUGGUAUGAUCUGAUGCUAUGUGUGGCUUGGUAUAAUUUGGUGUGGUAUGAUAUGACGUGUUGUGGUGUUCUAUGAUGUCGUUUAGUGGUGGCUGUAUAUAUAGUCUAGUACAUUUUGGUAUAGUGGUGUAAUAAGGUAGGGUAUUGCAUGGUGUGGUAUGAAGGGAUCAUAAUACAUGUUCAAUAUUUCUCCUACAGAUAUCUGCUGUUCGUCAGAACUCUCAACAGAAGAUUCGACGCGCAAUCUUGACGUCUUCCUAGGCCUUUGUAGUCAGUACUUUUGUACUUCAGUCUUGGCGUUGAAAAUUGAAGACAUUCUCUAUGCUUCUCCUUCACUCAAGAUCAACAUCGUUGCAUUGUUGGCAGAAAUGUUUUCGAAAUGUGAGGGAAAUGUAAAAUCUGGCCAAGAGAUUAAAACGGAGAUAUCAAGGAGUAAGACAUCGUGUUCACAGAAUGGUGAUGUGAUGGUUAAUGGUCAUGACGGUGUUGGUGGUGGUAGGAGUCACAGUGCACCAAUGUCCAGGUAAAUACCAUUACACACACUGGGGUGGACCACGUGUUCAUCUGGUCCCAGAAAAUUUUCGAUUUUAGGUAAAUUCUGUGUUUUGAAGGAAAUCGAUACCGCUUCCUGAAAAAAGGUAUCAAUUUUCUGCGUGUAAUACAAAAUGACUGAAAAACGGCAAACUUCGCAAGGCUAUAUUAUCCGCAUUUUACAACAUUUCGCAACGAAACUUCGGACUGUUGCUAAUUUUGUGAUGCUCGUUCAAGCUGUGAUGAAUUUUUUGUCUAGACUUGUCUAGAUCAAAAUUUUGUUCAUUAGGUAAUAGGUCCAAUUGCAUGUCAAAUUAUGUUCAAUCAUCAUUCAACAUAAAGCAAUUUCCUCCAAAAAGGUAAUGAGGUCAACAAUGCUUGGAGGGAAAGGCUGAACGAAUUUUACUACAACCUAAACAACGUAUAGUGUAAAUACGUUUUUAAUUUAUUCUCUAGGAAUCCGAACAGUUUUGACAAGUCGUCUGUCAACAACAGCAGGCCAGAUUCAGGGAAUAUCCCGACAUCCAACAGCCUGAAGCAUCAGGAACGAAACAUUGCUUUAAAAAUUCAAAAUUACAUUGAGAACGAGUCCGUGGAUCUUGGCAUCGCAUCAAAUAUGACACUAUCUAACAAGAAUUCAUCAAGUAUGACGUCAGGGAAUAUUACCUCAAAUAUGACGUCAUCAAACAUUACGUCAUCAAGUAUGACGUCAUCAAAUAUGACGUCAUCGAAUAUGACGUCAUCGAAUAUGACAUCAUCAAAUGUGACGUCAUCAGAUGAGGUCGAGACGCCUGACGACAAGGAUACGGUGGAGGUACAUGGUGUGGUGGUGAAGCUAAGGAAGAAAGUACCACGAAGUGUUGAACCUGGUGGUGGUCACGAGGCGUUGCUGUCGAGGCGCAUGAAGAAAAGUUUGUGUGGCUGGAGUCAGGAGGAUAUCUCAGGUCAGUUUCUUCAGAGCCAACUUCUUUCUAUGUCGCGUAUUUACGUUAAGAAAUGCAUUCAAAACCGAAAAGCUUUCUUUUUAAAGUUUGUUCGUUCACUGCAACCAGGUAUAUCAAUCAUGUUUUCGCUCGCUACUCUGGUUUAAAUAAAUGAUUACAAAGCCCAGUCGAAUUGUAAUCAAGACCCAACGUUUCGACACUCCAGUCUACUAGUCUAGUGUCUUCAUCAUGGGUGAUCUAAAGUUGCAAUCGUGGCUUCUUAAAUAGGGACCUUAAACAACGCGACGACGACAGCCAAAACAAACUUCUUCAAAUAAAAUAUUGCGAAAAAGAGUUGUUUAAUAUGUAUUAUCCAGACCACUGCAUGUAGAUAUGAAUUGAGUUUAGUUUGAGCAAAUUUGUUGUUUCAUUUGUCGCGUCUUGACAUGUUUGCGUUGUACACGAGACGUGAAAAUCUCUGGUAUGCUGUUGUUAAAAGCCCUAACACAACGUCUCUAACUCCCGUGGGGCUUUUAACUAUUCAUUUCUUUUGUACGAGAUCAGCAAUAUCAUUGUAUGAAUAGCCGUCGUCCUGUUUGCUUAAGGUCCCUAAUACCCAAAGGAUGACGUCACCUGCCAAUGAGAUGCAUGUAUUCCUCUAGCAAAUAGGCACCGUCAUCCCUAUUCAAAGCAUGAUGACUCAUGUUUAUAUGCCACGCUUCUAAGCAAAGUCUUUGACCAUAGCGAUUGUUUGUGGUAGUUACUUUAGAGUUUUCCCACGCAAUCUCGUGUUUGGUGUAACAUACAUGUUCUGCUAAGGCUGAUUUUCCCUUGUUUAAAGUUGUAACAGCCUUUUGAUGUUCCUUUAGCCGUGUACCAAACUGGCGUGUAGACUGACCCAAAUACUCUUUCUCGCAGUCACGGCAUGGUAUAGAAUAUACAGCAUGAGUUUUCUGAUUUGUUUUAACAGGAUCUUUUGGCUUUACGAAAAUAUGGCCUAAAGUCAAAUAGGGUUUUAAGGCAACGUUUGGUUUUAUUGCAUAACCCUUAGCAGAGGUAUCACCCUAGGAGUUAUUUUGGUUCCUACAAACAGGUGAUCUUAAGCAAUCGUUGAGAAAACGUUUUGGGUCAUCGUUUUUCCCUAAAACAUUUAGUACAUAUUCACGUUCAUUAUCUUGAGAAUCACCGUUUCAGUGACGGCAAGGAUUCAGCUCUUUGAAGCAAAAUUUUUGCUACGGAUCAUUUAUGGCUUACUGGGUGAUGAGAGUCGUAUGGCAAAUAUUUGUCUCUGUGUGUGGGACAUUAACUUAUUUUUGAAUACAUCCGCCGUUUGAGAGGACAUUUAGCUUAUUUUUAAAUACAUCCGCCAUUUGAGAAACAUUAAAAAAUAUAGUAAAUAUUUAAAUUAAAAUAAUAAUAAUCUUUAUUUACAGGAAACUCUUUCACUUGAUGUGAUUUUCAGAGAGGUCUUGCGGACAGUAUGAUUAUUUAACCCAUUGAGUUGCGUUCCGUCCCAAUGCACCCUACUUUAUUAUUUUACUCUGUCUAACGCCAGACGAUUUACUCGUCAAGGGGAGAGCGGUAGUUCAGUGGGUUAAAUACUUGACUUUCACAGACCUUGCCAUUGUAGCUAGUUCGCUUGGAUAGUUCGUUUCGUGUUUACAAUCAUACGAAUGAUGCGUCGCGACAGGUGUUCUGAUUUUUGUAUAAAUCUGAACAUCAUUUCUUAUUUCAGACGCAACAUCUCCGACAAGUGACAAUGAAGAACAGUUUGAUGCAAAAUCCGAUGAAAUACCAGCCGUGAUAUCUCAACACCCAACCCAUCAACCUUCUUUCCCUGCAUCAGACCAUCCUGACCUGGCCCUGCCUGAUGAACCUCACCAUAACCUAGACCUAGACCUUCACUCCUUACCAGAGGACGAACCCCCUAUUGAUAUGCUCUCCCCCAUAUCAGAAACCACAGAACCGGGGGGUUCCCCGGGGAACUCUCUCAACAACUCAAUGUCAUCAACACUUGACCAGCAAGAGUUUCUUCGUCAAGAACGUAAAAAUUCAGAAGGGGGUAGAGACAUUAAUUUGACCCCACCCAAAGCCCAAACACCACGAAAAUCAAAUAGCCAACCGUGUGUGAAAGAUAAUUCGAUUCCCCGAGGGAGUUAUAUAAUAUCUGAUGCCAACCACACCCCCGAGACCGCAUUCGCUGCUGGAAUUCCUGUGGUUGAACGUGAAUCGGUGAAUUCCCGUGGGAGUACCUCUACAUCACAGUCCAGUGAUCUGGAACAAGGUGGCACCCACGAGCAAUCAAACUAUACUGACCAGCGGUUUAAAUCCGGGGGGAGUGAAAACUCCUUGAGAGAUAACGUCCGCGAUGAGUCAGACAUUACUGAUCAGCGGCAACCAGCGGUAAAUCAUUGGUCUGAACGACGAAAUGACAACCGUUACUCAACUUUUACGAAAAGUAAAAAUCAUAAUGGAAGUGAUUCGAAGGACAUUAAAUUUCCUAAGUUGGCAGACAAAUCUGGAGAAAUUUCUAAAGGGAAUGGACUUAGAACCUUUGCAGAUAUAGAGGAUAAGACGAGAAAUGAAGGGCCAACCAUAACUUGGUUUGGUCAGGCAAGAAACGAGGAGAGAUCGGUGGGUGAUGGGCGGUAUUUGGAGUCCGGAGGAAAAAAAACCAACUGGGGAGAAAUGGCCUCUGAAGUGAAUGAGAGUUCAGAUGUGAUGAAAAAAGGUAACAUGAUUUUAUUUCCUUAUAAGUGAAGAUCAAGGCUUGUGGAACGAAAGCUCUAAAAAAAUAAUCAACAUCCUUUCCAGAACUUUUUAUGCGCUGAAAAUUAUAUAAAUGAG